Pichia membranifaciens NRRL Y-2026 is the source of this 1130-nucleotide messenger RNA. RefSeq lists its product as hypothetical. The coding region runs from base 37 to 978 and encodes 313 amino acids. NCBI's taxonomy places the organism in Eukaryota, Fungi, Ascomycota, Pichiomycetes, Pichiales, Pichiaceae. Gene Ontology annotation, cellular component: nucleus; cytosol. Gene Ontology annotation, biological process: positive regulation of protein phosphorylation; rescue of stalled cytosolic ribosome. The record is from RefSeq and is a predicted model, not a curated record. Gene Ontology annotation, molecular function: translation regulator activity; ribosome binding; protein kinase C binding. The transcript is spliced from 2 exons.
AAGAGUUUUGCAAACAAGAAAACAGAACAGCACAAGAUGUCCGAAUCCACCGAAGUUCUAGUCCUCAGAGGCACCUUGCAAGGCCACAACGGCUGGGUCACCUCGCUCUCCACAUGUCCUGCCAACCCAGACCUCUUGUUGUCUGCGUCCAGAGACAAGACGUUGAUUGUCUGGCAAUUGACCAGAGACGAGAACCAGUACGGUGUCGCCAAGAAGGCGUUGAGAGGCCACUCGCACAUUGUGCAGGACUGCCAGUUGACGCCAGACGGAAGAUACGCUCUCUCGGGUUCUUGGGACAAGACCUUGAGACUCUGGAAGGUGUCAGACGGUGAGUGUGUCACGAGAUUCGACGGCCACAACGGCGACGUCAUGUCCGUUUCCAUCUCCCGUACCGUGAGACAGUUUGUUUCUGCUUCCAGAGACAAGACCGUCAAGGUCUGGAACGCUCUUGGUAACUGUGUCCAAACCUUGCAGUCCCACCAGGACUGGGUUUCCUCUGUCGAGUGCUCUCCAUCCAAGGACACCAUUGUCUACUCCGCCGGCUGGGACAAGGCCGUCAAGACCUGGGACAUGAACGACUCCAGCUUGUUGUCCGACUUCGUCGGCCACAACGGUUACAUCUCCUGCAUCACCAUCUCCCCAGACGGAUCCCUUUGCGCUUCCGGUGGUAAGGACGGCUCCAUCAUCUUGUGGGACUUGGUCUCCAACGACGUCCUUUACACCUUGUCUGCCGGCGACGAAAUCAACGCCUUGGCGUUCUCUCCAAACAGAUUCUGGUUAGCAGCAGCAACUUCCACCUCCAUCAAGAUCUUCCACUUGCAAGAAAGAACCUUGACUGACGAAUUAAAGCCAGAGGUUGCUGAAGGUAAGACUCCAGAAUGUGUCUCUUUGACCUGGUCCAGUGACGGUCAAAACUUGUUCUCCGGUUACACCGACGACUUGAUCAGAGUCUGGCAAGUCAUGACUUCUUCCGCUUAAACGCUUAGGCCCUAGAAGUCUCUCCACCCCCACCCCGGUUAUCUUUUCCUUCACUUGUAAGAGAAGAUAACCAACCUAUAAAAACACCCCCACUUUUUUUAUAAAUUUUUUUCUUUUUUUUUCUUUUUUUUUAUAACUUAAUAUCAUUCGGU